This is a messenger RNA of Suillus plorans, 1486 nucleotides long. RefSeq lists its product as uncharacterized. Bases 205 to 1116 code for a protein of 303 amino acids. NCBI's taxonomy places the organism in Eukaryota, Fungi, Basidiomycota, Agaricomycetes, Boletales, Suillaceae. The transcript is spliced from 12 exons. The record is from RefSeq and is a predicted model, not a curated record.
GGGGUUCCGGUGUCCACGUUCAUUUUGCACUCAGGCUGUUCCACGCAAUGCAACAAUCAAGGGUCUUAAAGCUUGAGGCGCGAUCAAAUAUUCGCCACCAUCAUGCUGAUUUGGUGAUACGACGGCUGAACGGUAGUAUAUCUGGCAUGAGCGCUAUCGUCAUACACCACUGACAUUCCCCACUCGCUCACCCAUCCCUCGAACAUGACCUACGUCUCAAAUGAUCCCAGUUACUGGCUGGAUAUCAAUUUAAAUGUUUUUCUCAGCUAUUGGACAGUUGCCGCGGGUGUCGUGGUGGUAUACGACUGGGUCUUAACACUCGGAAAAGAGAUUGAACUCAUCUGGAGACAACGCUGGUCUCUCAUGACUGUGUUGUAUUUGAUUAUACGCUAUAUUGGAAUACCGUAUUCUGUUGCCAAUGUUCUGCGCAAUAUCACGAACUACGCCAUAAAUGGCACAAAUGUGGCCUUGACUGCCAUGUUGGGCGUUAUCAUGAUUGCUCGGUUGCAUGCCAUGUAUCAGGGAUCUAGAACGAUGCUCAUCUUUCUUGUUGUUAUCUUCCUGGCUGUAAGCAUCGCCUGUGGAGUAAUCGCGGCAAUAGCACUCAACGAUGAUGUAGCAGAGGAGACCAUACUCUCUGGCAUAUAUAUGUGUGGUUAUGUAUAUGAAGUGGACAACCAGCUUCUGUUUUCGAUGAUUUGGAUGCUCAACACUGUUUGGGAGGUCCUUGCACUGUGUCUUUCAGUCUGGGUUGCUAUGAAACACUUCCGUGAGCUGCGACGACUCGGCCCAUCGACAGGAUCGACCAUCGGGGACUGUUUCAGAGUGCUGAUACAAUCUCACGUUCUCUAUUUUGCAAGCUUUGUCGGUGUCUCUUGCCUCGAGCUUACUAAUCUCUCUCCUGAAAUCUUGAAUUCAAAUUCUAUUGGAACUCAGAUACUCGGUGGUGCUCUUCACAUUUCAUCGGUCGUGCAGAUGUUUGUGCUGGGACCACGCCUCAUUCUCAGCGUUCGAGAAUACCACGCCAAACUCGUGGCAUCCUCCGACGCAGAAACUAGCAUGAAUUCGAUUGUUUUCCAGGAGCAUGUACAUGUAUCAACUAGCAGUACUGUGUAGGGAAAUGCUUGCCGAGUGGUCUGCAGGGAGGAGAGAUUUGGUAGGAUCCGUCAUGGUAUAUAUUUAACAUAUUGUGUUUCGAAGUAUAUUUGAAAGAUCUAGGCAAAGCUAUUUACUAGGUUGUAUCACUACUGGAACGAAGCACCCGCGCUUCACAAAAUCAUCUUCUCAGAAUGACGACAAAUACACUAGUGAGUGAGAUAAUUGACGGAGUUUGCUGCCGUGAGGCUCACAGUCCGACGCAUUCCACAAAGUCGGGGCAUUGUUGACUCAGAGAUUCAAAGCAUGGCUUUGGCAGCAACACGACCUGGAAAAAAACAGCGUAUUGGCAGCCUUGCUACAUAGUCAGCAUAUGUCAAAAAAGUACAGG